GUGUAGACACCAACGACAUACUGACUGCUUACAUAUCGGCCAUCAAAGCCCUUCGGAUUCUCGACUCCACGGGGUACAUCCUGCAGCUUGUUUGUGAGCCAGUCUGCCAGUACCUCAGGACGCGGGAGGACACGGUGAAGUGCAUAGUGUCGAACCUGACGGACGAGAGCUGCGUGGAGCUCGCUGGGGAGCUGGUCAAGUUCACCCCGAUCACCCUGGAGGACACGUGCCCCAGCGACGAGGACGACGAGGACUGGGAGCACUGGCAGCCCGCCCCCGUGGGCAACGACCAAGUGCAGGUGUCGAAGGGGACGCGGUCCUCAGACAUAGUGAGCAUGCUGGUGAACAUCUACGGGAGCAAGGAGCUGUUUGCGAGCGAGUACCAGACCUUGCUGGCGGAGCGGCUGCUGGCCCCAGGCGGCGUGGACACGGAGAGGGAGGUGCGCUACCUGGAGUGCCUCAAACUGCGCUUCGGAGAGGCCCAGCUGCACUCGUGCGAGGUCAUGCUCAGGGACGUUGCAGACUCCAAGCGCCUGCAUGCCAACCUGGCCUCCGGGGCCGCCCUCGCACCUGCGGACUUUGACGUGUCGGCCACAAUCAUCUCGGCCCAGUUCUGGCCGUCCCUGAAGGACGAGAAGCUGGUGGUGCCCCCAGCAGUGCAGGCAGCCCUGGACCGGUACACCAAGGCCUUUGAGGCAGUCAAGGGCAACCGCACCCUGCACUGGAAGCCACACUUGGGGCAGGUGGACCUGGAGGUGGACACAGGCUCUAGGGUGCUCCAGCUCUCGGUGUCCCCCAUCCACGCCACCGUCAUCUAUCUGUUCCAGGACAAGGCGCGUUGGACCCUGGACGAGCUGAGUGGUGCGACGCACGUGUCCGGCACCAUGCUGCGCCGCAAGCUGGCCCUGUGGCAGGGCCACGGGCUGUUGCGAGAGGACAGCCCCGGAGUGUUCACACUGUGCGAAGAGGGCCAGGGUGGGCCCUCCGGCACCCUGGCCAUAGAGGUGGAGGGGGACGAGGACGACGACGAGGCACAUUCGGUCAUGGCCUCCACCCAGGACCAGAAGGAGAGCGACUUGCAGAUGUACUGGUCAUACAUAGUGGGCAUGCUGACCAACCUGGAGAUGCUGACCCUGGAGCGCAUCCACACCAUGCUGAAGAUGUUUGCCAUGCAGACGCCUUCGACGACCGAGCUGACCGUCCAGGAGCUGAGGCUCUUCCUAGACAGCCAGGUGGCCAAGCAGAAACUGCUCUACUCCGGGGGACACUACAGGCUGCCCAAGGCAGACCUCAUCUGAGGGCUGGGAUCGGGGAAAACUAGAGCCCUUCUUAACCGCAGCACGACUGCACCCUGUCGGAAGGUGAAGUCGUGCUUCGAUUACGGUGCCCGAAUUGCCUCUUUGACCAGUGCGUUUACCAGCCCAUGCACCGAAAGUGGUCCCAAAGUAGCAACAGACUGCGUCGCACGAGACAGGUCGUCGUGCUGUGGGAUGUUGCAGAGCCCGGCUGUUUGAGUCUGCCCCCCCAUUGCGAUCCUGGCAGCGGCACAGCAGUGGCGGUGAAUGAGGCAGGUGACAGUUCUCCCUCGGGUCGCUCUCGAGCCUCACAGUCCACGGAAGCUUUGGCAGCCAGGGGUUUGGAGGCCGCGACGACGACGGCACUCGUGUUGUUCCAUUCUUUUUUUUAGUACCUUUUACGACCUUUUACGGGCAUGGCACGCGUCAUCCGACAGCGUGCCAUGCCCGCUCCUGCGAUAUCAUUUGUUGGCACUUUGGGACCGCAUUCGAUGCACGGGUAGGAAAAGGCACCAAGCGCGCCGGUCGAAGGUUCAGGUGCCGUAAUCUUGCCACAACUACGGCGUCAUUCACAACCCUUGAUGGUUGUGUUGCAGUGGGAAAGCGGUUCAGUGCCGCUUUCCCACAGCACGCUCGUUUCGCACUCGUAGUGAAACGAGUGUUGUGGCUUUUUUUGUGUGCAUUACGAUUCUACUUUGCUUUAAAAAGUAAAAUAUACUCUGUAAGUUAUUUUCAAA
Messenger RNA from Ixodes scapularis (black-legged tick), 2032 nucleotides. RefSeq names its product anaphase-promoting complex subunit 2 (gene morula). Lineage: Eukaryota; Metazoa; Arthropoda; Arachnida; Ixodida; Ixodidae. Gene Ontology annotation, molecular function: ubiquitin protein ligase binding. Gene Ontology annotation, cellular component: anaphase-promoting complex. Gene Ontology annotation, biological process: ubiquitin-dependent protein catabolic process. The record is from RefSeq and is a predicted model, not a curated record.